This is a messenger RNA of Aphanomyces astaci, 1119 nucleotides long. RefSeq lists its product as hypothetical. The record is from RefSeq and is a predicted model, not a curated record. The transcript has 2 exons. The coding region runs from base 205 to 849 and encodes 214 amino acids. NCBI's taxonomy places the organism in Eukaryota, Oomycota, Saprolegniomycetes, Saprolegniales, Verrucalvaceae.
UUGUCCUGGCAUUCCGUUGCUACCGUGUUCAAAAGAGAAGCCCAUCGUGUCUUGAAGGACUGCCAGUCCCUGGUCACUCAAACGCAAGAGUAUCAAUCCCUCAUGCAGGCCAUGCAACGCUUUGUCAUGAUGAACAUUCCGGUGCGUCUUCACAUUUCCAUAGAGGCAGGCGAGUGAGAUCGUUGCGGUUGGAUGUAGCCGCCCAUGCCCCGCAGCAAUGCGUGGCGCAGUGCGACGUUGGUGGCCGACCCGAGGGCUCGAAACCUGGGCAAGGAGUGGCUCACGCAGCAAAUGUACCACAACAUGCACGAGCCGUUAGCGUUGCUUCCUGCCGUGAGAAAUGAAGAGGAGUUUUUCCAAUUUGACUUUCAAGCGUCGGACGAGCACGACGAUUCGUUUACGUGGAUGGAACGGGUACAGUUCACGUGGCCAGGAACGGUACAAAUGUUUCGACGCCUGGUCGAGACCAACAUGAAGGCGGUGAAUUUCCCCAAUUGUGACGAAACGGUGGAGGAAGAGAAGACAUCCAACACACGCCUGUUUCACACGAUCACUCCUAAAGGCAUCUUCAUGAACUUGCUCCAAGGACACUUCGUCGAAGCCGACCGGUUCAUCAUGGUCAUGCGGCAAAUCGAACACGACGAAACAUAUAUAUGCCACCCCCUCCAGAAGCAGCAACACGAUUUGUCGUGGUGCGUAUUUACUGUUACUUCGGGGGUUGUUGUGGACAAAGGCUCAGCUUUUUCGUUGCACGUAGGACCGAGGUUCGGCAAGUAUCGCCAACACACAUCUUGCUGCGCUCAGUCGACCGUGUGUCCCACAUAUUUCGACCCGCCACCGGGUUUUUGAGUGUGGACGAGCUAGCAGCGUUGGGGGGCAUCGACGUGACGGGCAUGGAAGACGACCAGAAGGACGCACACGUGCGGCGCGAAAUAAUCCGACGGUCGUAUGCGGGUUUCUUGUUUUGGCGACAACGUUUCAUGGACUUGAUGCACCAGAGCGCGGCAAACUAAUUCUCUGGCCACAUCACAACUGUAGUAUCGUUAACAUAAGAGACCAAUAUAGGAACACAUUUUCUUUUUAGUGGAAGGCAUGUAAGUCGACUAAUGUAAAUGACCA